UUAUAAGCGCAAAUAAGAAAUAAUGUGUUUUAACAGCAAAUUUCAAAUUUUUGUAUUUUUAUAAGUGAAAGGAAAAAUUUAAAAUAUAUACCUACGCUUAGUUAUUAAAAGGCAAAUCACACGGAUUUACCUUUGCAGACGAAGGUUGUACCGGGAAUCAAGGAUUGGCUGCGCAAAGUUUGCGCGCCUAAAGGGGUGUGCGUCGGAGGGUGCUAGUUUCUGGGUUGGAUAUAUAUGGAUGGUACGCGAAGCAAUUCGUCUCAUCGUUAUAUCCGCAACUAGACGAGUCUGGUUUAACUUUAUAAACCAAGUUAGUUGGAUACGUUUCUUCGGUUCUCAAAUUUUUAUCCAGUUUCUUUUUUUUAAAUCCAAAAGUAACCAUCAUCAUCUCUAUUAUUAAAAGCGUCUCAAUUUUAUUAAUGAACGAUGGUUGCACAUAUUACCUGGAUUAGUCUAGUAUUAUUAGUGGGAUCACUCAUAAUUGAAGGAAAUGGAGAACCAAUGGCGAGGCCAAUGCCACCAAAAGUAUUUAACAGUGCAGAAGAUUUGAGAAAAUAUCUAGAACUUAUAAAAGAUUAUUACAAUCUUAAUGGAAAAGCAAGAUACGGUAAGAGGUCAACAGAAACCCUUUUAACGUCGGGAAAUUACAACAAUCCAAGUGAUACAUUGAGAAUGAUAUUAAAUCAAGGUCGUGAUAAUCGUCGAGAUAUGGAAAUGGAAAAUGAUCUUUCAAUGCGUUUAGAAACGAAUAGGCCACAAAUUCAAAAUAGAAUGCAACGACUGUCAUCGUAUCCUUAUAGUUUUCUGUCAAAAUACUAUCGUAAUAUUCAAUAAAUUCGACAAUUUUUUUUCAUUUUCUAAUAAUAUACCUACGU
Leptopilina heterotoma is the source of this 875-nucleotide messenger RNA. RefSeq lists its product as uncharacterized. The transcript has 4 exons. Gene Ontology annotation, cellular component: extracellular region. Bases 427 to 834 code for a protein of 135 amino acids. The record is from RefSeq and is a predicted model, not a curated record. NCBI's taxonomy places the organism in Eukaryota, Metazoa, Arthropoda, Insecta, Hymenoptera, Figitidae. Gene Ontology annotation, molecular function: hormone activity.